AUGCCCUUGAUCCUUGACAGGUACGGCGGCGGGGCAUCUACCGAUGCUGCCCAUACAUGGGCAAAUUUGCUUCUUUACCGGACUAUGUUGGCUGUACGGAAGGGAGCUGAACAGCUGCAGAUUCCUUUCGAGGUGCAGUCGACAUUGACGACCACUGCGAGGACGUUUCAAGACCCGUUGGCACCGGCUUGCUCCAGGCCAAGCCGGUUGCAAGAGCUGGAGUCGAACCUUGCGAUCGCGGACGAAAGCUGGCAAGGUGGAUUGCAACUUCAGGAGCUCCGCCCAGCAGACACGGCCAAAGCUCCCAGGGUGCCAUUGGAGGUGGCCCAACAGCUUCGGGAAGUGGCAAGGGCGGACGUGAUCCGAGAUCGAGACACGGAUCUCUGCCCGGGAGAGCUCACUCUCUGGCAGUUCUUCCACAAUGAAACCACCACGAGCUGCCCCAGCAACUCCACGGAAUGUGCGGGUUGUGCCGUCUUCUCGGAGGGGAAGUGCCAGAAGUGCGAGGACGGCUACCUCCGUCACAACGGUGCAUGCGUGGCCUGCCUCAGCACUAUCGACUGGGUCAACGAGAAGGGAGAAUCCUGCGACAGGAUCGCAGAGGCGGACUGCAACGACAGGCCAGUAAAGGGCCAGAGCAGCAAUCAGGCUUGCUGCAAGUGCAACGGAGGGCACAAGAGCCCCACGCCAUUCAAGUAUGCGGACAAGCGAUUUGCUGUAGGUGUCCCCGUUCACUUGGAGCCUUUUCCUCGAACGGCCACCAGGUACUCCGUGAAUGGCGACUGCAACCUGGCUGCCCGCAACCUGACCCUCGACGGCAGCACUGGCGUGAUCUCCUACGAGGCCUCCAUGGCCCGCCCGACGGAGGCUUUUUCUGUGCAGUGCGAAAUCACCGCACACCAGGGAAUCGGUCUUUCGGAGACGGUGAAGGUGUCGGUGGUUGUGGAGCACCUGACCUACUCGUCUUCUGUUCUAGUCUUCUCCCAGAAGAUGCCAGCCUACCCUGUCGCUGCUUCGGGCACGCUGCAGGACUUCAGCAUGGUGUGUGCACCCGAGCAGUCGUGGCUCUCUAUCGAUGCCUCUGGCACCGUCACCUCCCAGACCGGCGCCGAAGCCACCGGUGGCGUGACAGAGGCUGGGGACGAUUACUCCGGGAUGGAUGGCGGGGUCUGCGUGGUGACAGCCACCGAGGGGAAUAACACCAAGAGGACUGCCACCUUUGCGGCGAUCCGGCCUCGACCUUGGCCAGAGCUGGUCUACGAGUCCUCCUAUGCGGAGGUGGUCGUCGGCGAGCAGCUGCCACCAUUGAAGCUCAAGACACCGAAAGGAUACGAGGAAGGUGCAGGGGGACUCAAGCCGACCUCUUUCGUGAUCUCCUGCAGCGUUGGAGUCCCGAUCUGGUCCUACGACCGCAAUUGGGGCGUAGGCCUCUUGCAGAAUCAUCAGAUUCUCGAAGUUUCGCCGGAUGGAAGCAUCGCUCUUGCGCCCAGCGAGAGCAUGGCCCUGAUGUUCGAUGAGAUAACGGCAAAUCAGGCCCAUCGGAAAAACUUUCAAAUGCACUGUGGAGUGUACGGUCUCUUCCCGGGGACAGACUUUCUACCGAUUUUCACUCAGAUGGUCUUCAAGGUUAAGGACAACAAAUGCUGGGUGAAGGAGCGGAUCGUCGGCGAAGUUGUCUGGGAGGAGCAUACCACCGAGGAGACACACUGCCGGCAGGUCUGUCGUCAAUCAAAGGUCUGCUCCCAUUUCACCUAUGCUGAUGACACGUGCCGACACUAUCGAAUCAACACUGUGGAAGGGACGUCGGUGAUGACCUAUGCCAAGGUCACAGAUUGCACUGACCUGUCAACCUGCAUCCGUCUCAAGCAUCCUGAAUGGGUCGUUGCGGGCGAUUACUGUCCUGUGGAGUACGACAUCCGCCGUGGAGGCCCCGUCUAUCGGAAGGACAGCCUGAUUCCACAGGAGGUGAUGUAUCUUGCCAGCGUGCCGCGUGGUUCCAGAUCUCAGUGCGCUGGCGGAAGCUGGCUGGUGCAAAGGGCAAGGCCCGAGGCGGAUUACUUGGACCCGAAGCUGGGAUACUUCGAACUGGCCGGUGAAGAGAUGCUCUGCCUGGAGCAAGGAGUGCCCAGCACGAAGAACGCCACGAACACCACCGGCGCCGAAAGCUUCACCAUCUCACUGGACUGGGCUACCCUACAGUGUCCACAGCCACUGACCCACGAAGUCGACGAUGAUGUUCUGCAUCCUCUGGUCUUCGACGAUCCGACGACACUCCAGCCGGACGACUACUGGCUGCACCCUUGCGACUGCGUUCCGCCUGGCUGGGGCCUGGGCUUUCCCGCAAAUGCUCUCGUCGCAGAGGGCCUCCCUCCUGCCAGCGAUGGUGCCUUCAUUCCCCCGCCACUGCUCAUUGUUCAAGGCCAGUUCGCCUGCCCCUCCAGGCAGCUGCUUCCAGGAGCCAGGGGCAUCUACUUCGAGACUGAGGCCGAAGCCUUCGAGAAGGCGGACUGCCAGGAAAGGUGCAAAGACUUCGUGGACUGCGCCUUCUACUGGACUGGCACUUCCCAUGGAGCCCAGACGUGCCGUCUCUUUAAUGGAUGCGACAGCUUGGUACGCGAGUUCGGCAUUGACGGGGAUCUCUAUGCCCUGCCUUCGAACAUGAGCUGCCUAGUUGCGAAUCCGGAGCACUGCUGGAAGACGACGAUGCGGAGGCAGUUCCUGACCCAGACAGAGAGCGUGUCGCCAUCCUUCACUCUCUCUUCCGCUCUCUUCAACCAAGGAGGCUUAGCCGACUUCCAGAACAACGCCUCCCGACUGUUGAGCCGCGAGGUCACCUAUGAGGAGAAACUGGGAGAGAUAUCCACUGUGAAGCUGCUCGGAUGGACCGAGAUCUUCAAGCCCUUCGGUUAUGUGAGAGCCAUUGGAGGACUUGCGAGCGCAACAGUGCAGGGCCUGAAUCCAAACCAGGAGUACGAGUGGAGCCUUCUCACCCGCAGCAACCAGCGGCAGGUCAACCACAAAGUGGCGGUGAACCAUGGCCCACAGAUGACCCUUUCACAGCCGGAGUCUUCUCAAUCAACGGCGAUGAAGCAAGGGAAAUCAACAUCAACUCCUCGAGGAGAGCUGGUCUUCGAUUUCGAAGCCAGCGAGUAUUCGCUGGCACCGCAGGAUCUUCGAAGUGGGACCUCAUCCAGCAUCGCUUCCAAGAGCUGCCCUUCGGGAACGAUAAUGACUCAUUGCUCGUGCUAUGCAGAUUCAGGCAUCUGCGCCGGAGCAAAGAUGGAGCCUGCAUCCAACCCCAAAACAUGCAAAGCCUACGGGAGCCGGGAGGUCAGCGGAUGGUCUUCCAAAGGCGUGACGGUGAGAGCACACGUGCGCUGCAUGAAAUUGGAGUACAUCCGCAAUCUCCAAGUCGUCACGUCCAGCGGAGCGAGCUUUAGCUUUCUGCAGAGCGGGGCGGCAGCUGGCGAGAACGUUUCCGAGGAUACUCUGGAAGACGAGGGCGACGUAGACUUAGAGGUGAGUUCAGAGCUUAGUCUGGAUGCUGGUGGGCAUGCCCACGAGGAAGAGGAGGAAGACCCGGAGGCCCUGGAGCCCGGUGCAUUGGAUGGAGGCGACGAGCAUAGCGAGGAAGCCGAGGAAGUCGAGGAAGCCGAAGACGUUGAAGACGAUCCCGUUGACUCCGAAGAUGAAGGUGACCUUUCCGAGGACCCGAAUGCCGCUGCUCAUGUCGUGCCUUUCGCUAAAGAUUUUCGGUGUGAGGAGGACGAGGAUGAUGAGAUGGUGCCAUUCAAGUCGGAGCAUGGUGUUGUGCUUGCCCAAGAGGGCAUGGAGUCAGGCUGGGCCUUCCCUGCUGCCCUGAAAGCCUCAAACACUUUGCGACGACGUGUUUGCACAGUUUCCGGGGUGCAAUCCUGGCGCCGGCGCCGGUCGCCGCAGACGUGCGCGCAGAAGACGCGCCAGGCGCAGACGCGCCCGCAGAAGACGCUCUCGGCGCAGACGCACACUGCCGGCACAGGCACGACCGGUCUUGUUCGGCCCACUGGGCCUCCAGAUGCCACAGAUCUCAGGGAGAAGCAGGGCCAUUGGACUGACGUCCGGCAUCACUGCAAGCGGGUCUGGAGGAGUGGCGAGAGUUGCAGUGCGAAAGGUGGAUAUGCCCAGGCUUUGUGCGGAAAGCUGGACGACCCGGCAGCUCGCGACUGGGAAGACCGUUCGGCCGAGGGCUGGUACUGGUCCGACAAGGAGGAAGGUCCGGUGGCAAGCUGUCCUUCUCCGAAGGUCCUGGUUGGGUGCUGGUGCCAAUCGCACAGCGGUUCCGAGAAGGAGUGCGCUCGGCUCUGGUCGGAUGGCAACAGCUGCCGUGCCACCACGGGCCCGGGAAGAGUUGUCCGAGUGCAAUCCUACAUCAAGAUCUUCGCCCGUUGCGCGGACGUCCGGUCAUCGGCCCUCAUUCUCACUGGCAUCAACCUGACGCGGGUAGUGUCCACCAGCUUGCUCCAGGAUGAGCCCGCGAAGAACGAAGCCACGAUUAUGUCAAAGUCGUUCCGGUAUGUGCACUUGUUCCAGCAGUGCGAUGCCCUGCUGCUCAUGGGUGGGCUGGGGGUGGAGACCUGUGCUCGGCCGGCUUACCGAGAGCCGAGCUCCCAUGUAUGGCGCGGCAAGCGGCCCCUGCCCUCCAGCUUCCUGCAUGGUACCGAACUGAAUGUCGGGUGCUGGCAGGAGCGCUAUCAGUCCUUCCGUGCAGGCCAACGCUAUGCUCAUGAGACCCUGAAAUGUGUGAACGGAGACUGGUUCAACUCCCUCCAGCUUCCGGAACUCGCAGCCUUCUCUUGUGAGCCCUGCGUUCUCGUCGCUGGGAAGGGUUACACCAACUACGCGAAGAGGAACCAGCAAGAGCUCUACUACUUCAGCCGAAUGGCAAUGCGCGUGUACACGGAAUUAGGUUCUUUGGCCGCCACCCAUGGUGCCGCGCAGAAGUACUGCCUCAUGAAGGGCAUCGGCGGAAAUUCCUCAGCUGGUGGCAAGAUGGCACUCAUGGCUGCAUCCGCGUGUCCCGAAGUCCUGGCCAUGGAAGUUGUGGGCUCGGCCGAAGUGGAGGAUCGCAUGAUGGCUCUGCUUGACUUUGGCAUCCCGGACAACGGCUUUUGUCUGGAAGCUGUUCCUGGCGGCGAUGGUAUAAGCCCCAGCCUGGCCUACAAGAAAUGUGAUAUGGAGAGCCAGCAGCAGCUCAUUUCGCCUAUGGCUGUACCCGGUGUUCUCUGGGACAUGCACAAGGAAGCGGACCGCACUCUCGGCGAGGAUUUCCACAAGGCCUACGGGUCCUAUUGUGGAGCCCACGGAGCUUUGGCCUCUCUCGCCUUCGGGCAGGUCUUCGGAGGAGACACCUCAGGGCUCAAGUCGACGUGCCACUUCGCGCCAGUGAUCAAGUUCGGAGAGUUCCUGGACACGACGAUCACCUACGACAAGCGAAGCACAGACUGGCCCGAAUGGAAUACGCUCUUGGCCGAUGCACCGGUUCUAUGCCCAGAUGGAGAGGCUCUCACGGGCUUCAAGCUGCUGCCUGCACGGAACGUCUUCCGGUACGAGUGCAGCCGUAUCGGAGGCUUGGGCCAGACCUUCGAGUACUUCAGUGCUCAAGUGGAAGUGAAGAAGUUUGACCAGAAGAGGGCAAAUUUCAUUGGUGCACUGCGGAUGAUCAAGGUGGACUGUGGCGCCGAUGCCCUGCUCAGCGGCUUCCACUUCGAGUUCUCCGAAGGGGGACGCUGGGCUCGCUCCAAGUACACUUGCGCGAAAGCCGGCGGUGCUCCCGUUGUUAUGGAGCCCUCGACGACCAUCGAAAGCAUGACGCAAGCACCGGAAGGCCCCAACAGCCUCGUCAUGGUCAUUGUGUACAGCGACUGCAGUGUGUAUGUAAAUGCACUCACGGGCGACGCCUUGUCCUUCGAGCGGAACGGCGAGUGGUGCGUGGGUCCUGACUGCUCGGCCCCGGUGGGCGGAGCCACCCCUGUCGGUGUCUUGAUGACCAUGCUGGAGGUCCAUAAUGUCACCAACUUCGACGGGCACUUCGAGGGAAAGGGUGUCCCCUCCAUGGAGGAAGGGGGAAUGGACGACCUGGCCAAGAUGCUCAAGGAAUUCAAAGCAGAGAUGCCCAAGUACGCAGACGAGUGCCUUGACUACGGCGAAUUGUGGAACAAGCUCACCGAGACACACACCAACGCGGACAAGGAGGAGGUCGUGGAGGAGUCGAAGCUUGAGCCUGACGUCGGAACCGUCGAUGCCGAGCUGCCAGACGUCCACCCCUGCCAGAUAAUGCAGGAGACCGGCUUUGGAAUAUUUGGCAGGCUAGGGAAUGGUGAUGGCAAGCAAUCGCCUCCCAACCUUUUGUACAAGGAUUGGAUUCAGUGCAUGCAGGGGGACAUCAAUCGAGCUAUGCUCGGCGGCUACAUGCAGUUCGGCAACAGCCUCUACCACAGCAUCGCCAAUGUCGUCCAGUCCGCAGUGAAGCUGGUCUGCGCCGCCAUUCCCAGCGUUGUGACGGCCCCAUUGGGCGUCGGUGUCGAGCCCCAGCCGCAGAAGAUCUGUGCCGAAGUUACAGACCUGGUACGAACAAUCGUAGAUCUUCCUUUUGACAUCUCCAAGUCGGCAGUGGACUUCCAAAUUGAGAGGGAAGGGUACCUGGCCUGCAAUCCCUACGAGGCUGGCUUUGCACGGCUCUUCUGUGAUAUCCACUGCGUGCGUGACGCCGUCAUCCGUGGUGACCGAACAAUUCUACGGAACUUGGAACAGGCUACCAAGAUCUCCAACGAUAACAUGAGGAAGAUGGUGGAGUGGUCCACGGAAGCAACCAGGACGGAGACGGAAUACCUGGACAAGAAGAUCGACCACUCUCUCAAGAUCAACACCAUCUACUUGCACCACAUUGCCAAGAACACACAGCCCAAAGAAGAGGAGCUCUUGCAGAAUGCUGUGACUGCCACGGGAUCCAUGCUCGCCGAGCUCAAGGGCUUUGCCGAGAUCUCCUCCUUGGGCGUCUCCCGCGUUGCUGCCGGGGAUGCUCUGACAAGGUUCCUUUCUGCUACCGAGCCUCUGGUCGAGAGCAACGCCACGCGCAUGGGCCAGGUGCAGAAAUUCCAGAACUUGGUGUCUGACCUUCAUCAGACGAUGCGGGCAUCCGCGGGUGGGCUCACGAAGGCAGAAGCGGUGGGACGGCAAGUUGCUAGCGAGGCUCGGCAGCUUCAGGACCGAACGCGCCGGCAAGCACAGGUCUUGGGCAUCUAUCGGGUGCACAGCCGCGCCGCACACAAGGCGGCCAAGUCCUGGGCCCGAGAGCAGACGCUGGUGACAUUGGACAAGUUGUGGUGGCGUAUCCGGGACCGGCUGGACCGCUAUCUUGAUGUCGCCGGGGAUGAGAUCACCCAGCUUGAACUUUCAGUCACGAAGUUGGCCGAGUACGAGAAUUGCAAAGCAGGCACCUUAGACCUGCUCCAGUCAUAUUCCUCCGGUAUGAAGUCGAUGCGCCGGAGUCGCGCACAACUUCGGGCUGUGUGGCGAGAGACGUCCAACCUGGUGGGCGAGCUUGCGGCCAUCAUCAGUGACAGCGACGUUUUCGGGCGCCUCAUGGCUGCUGAGGGCUGCAAGUCUGCCCUGGCGGCGCAGACACUGGAUCAAAUCCGCUUCGUGCUGCAAGACUCGGGCUUCUUGAUCCACCGUUUCGAGGCGGCCAACCUACCACAGCCAGAUGUCUCCGUGUUGCAAGCGGCAGUGGAUCAGAUUCACUCCGCUUACGUUUCGGCAUGGUCCUCUUGCCAUGCAGAAGCUCAUCACAAUACAUUGCACUGA
Molecule: messenger RNA, 7842 nt
Organism: Symbiodinium sp. CCMP2592
Lineage: Eukaryota; Dinophyceae; Suessiales; Symbiodiniaceae
Source: the annotation of a GenBank genome assembly